AUGUCCACUCGUACCGUCAUCCCCGCUCACUUGUCGUACUUCGCAAUAUACAAUCCGUCUCUUGGUCCGACCGAUGAGACCUUACGCGACCAGAUCGUGUUUUACUACUCUCACGAUGUCGAAGUGGAGCGAGAGCAACAGACGGAAAUAAAAUCUGCAGCAGAUGGAAAUCGCCAUGCAACCUCGGAGCAGGACAACCAGCCAAAUGGGAACCAGAAGGAAGAAGGGCAAGAAGAGAAUACCAGAUUGCGGCAGGUUGGGUUAGCACAAGGUAUGGUGAACUUUGUAAAGAACUUCUCGAACGGCAUUCCUCUCGAGUCUAUGGAAACGGAGAAAUCUCGAAUUGUCCUAAAAGAAGUCGAGCCUCAAUGGUGGAUCGUCGCCUCCAUUCACCUAACACAAUUGCGUGCUGUAUCAGGAGCACCCUCGGGAAACAAACAGGCUUCAAAAUCAGGGACCAAUACUGGCUUGGGUGGCAUCGCGUCCAAGGGAGAUGUCGAAUACUCAUCGCGAGAAGUUGCUCCGGGACCUCUGCUCCUCGCACAGCUCAUACAAGGAUACCGCGGAUUCUUGCUCCACCACGCGCCUUCGUUGUCUGAGCUGUGGAAAAAGCAUGAGAACAACCGAGACCUGUUUUGUAGUCUUUUACAUAAGUACUGGACGCGGUUCAUCUGGCAUUGGGAUGUCCUCUUGCACGGUCAUCCUGCGACAGACAUAUAUGACGCUGUCAAACUCGCUGCUGGCGGAGAGCUCGGUGUUGGUGUUGGCGAAGAAGAAUGGGGAAGUGGUGAGAGAGAAGUGCUGGAGGGAUUCGCCGGCAGGACUGAGGGACUCGUCGACCUUAUUGUCGGGAGAUAUGGCGAUGCACCUCCGAACCGCAUAGACGGGGAGAAACCCAAGGACAUGACCUCCCAAGAUGUGCCGCCUUGGUUGGGUAAUGGCGAGGAUGCGAGAGCCGAUGAUGGCGUCAUAUUUUCUGGCAUCGGUGGCAUCUCAAGGCCCUCCCUGGUCACAGUAUCCCAGUGGAUGGAGUCCAUAUACAUGCACGGCGAUGCAGCUUACGGGGUGGGUGAGAACCCGACAUCUCGACUAAAACAUCGGAGCAAAAGACGAAAGUUGGACAAAGGCAGACUUCAUGCGCCAGGUCAGGACCAGACGAAGCGGCAAGCGCAGGCGGUACAUCCUAGAGUGAGGUCCGCGGGAGGCAGAUCACAGGAUCUACGUCGUAGGGCGAUGGAGAACAAUACAACACCACCAGGCAUCCCGCCGCCUCUCGUCAGCGCCGUAGAGCGAUCUUUGGACAAUGCACUGGCCAACCUAGACGCGAAGUCCCUCAACGCAAACGACGACCGCAGGAGUGAAGGAGAUGCGGAGCCGGGCCUUACCGCCACCGAAGAGGCCUCCAUAUUCAAUACGGAGAAGAUGAUGAAGUAUCUCAGCCUUGGCUAUGGCACCAGUUGGACGCUGAGUCCCAAGGGUUUCGGCCAAGUCGCGGACGACAAAGCUGCUGGUCAAGCAGACACAUGUCAGAAUACAGAACCUGCGGUUGAACAAUUGCAGGAACUUGAUCCGACUCCAGACGUCAGCGACGAGGAGGAAACACCAUUCGUUCAACGGCUCGAGGAGUCCAUUGGUAAAUUCCUGAUCGGUCUCUCUGGUGACCUGGAAAAUACAGAAUUUGAGGAUGGAUCCAACGACGAGAGAAGUGAUGAUAAACCCACCAAGGCAAAGCCACCACCGCACUCUUCGUCGAGCCGGAUUUUCCUUCGUACCUUGGUUGUUGGAAUGUCGACAGCCAGGUUCUCCCGUCUGGAUGCAGAAGAACGCCCUUCCUUCCUGUCGCAGGCGACCUCCAACGAUCACGAUACAGAGUCAAGAAAUGACAAGACGAGUGCGGCGGCCUCUGUCGACGGCAUUCGUCCGAUUGUCACCCAUGAAAAGGUUCAAGUCGCGGUCUAUGUUCACCAGCCAUUCAUCUUCGUCUUCUUGUUCCGGUUACAUACGCCCAAUCUGACAAUGCCUGGCUUUUACCGUGCCAUACAUCACACCCUAGGCCCAUUGCAAAAGAGUCUCUUGAGAAGCACGGACCCGGAACGCUGGAGGGAACGAAUGAAAGCGUCAUUGGGCCUAGACUCAAGUGGCGUUCUCGAGGAUGGGGAUAAUUCGCGACCCUCACCUGACACAAACGAUGUCGGUGAAAUAUAUGAUCUUCUCUACGAUCCCCUGAAAUCGACGCUCCGAACCUCAAUUCCAAACAUACCACUCCCAGGGAGUCUCGCCGCCGAAGGCCUACACCGAACCCACCAGAAGCCCCGGCCGAUCACAGUUUCCGGCUCGUGGUACACGCUUGGGAUCCCCAUAGGAUCUGCGUCAUCAGAAACCAGCACAGGCGAUGCAGGUUCGACAAGGAUCAUCAAGAGUGACUGGACCCGUAUUGAGGCUUUGAAUGUUCACACUCAUAUGCUCAACAUCUGGGCUUCAACUCGCGACAAAAACGCGGGUAUCACCAAUGCACAGCCAAAUGGUGAAGAGUUAGAAAGAACAAUCAAAACAGCAAGAGGCUGGUGGGUGGUGUGGAUGAAGGUCUUGGCUUCAAAGCAACAGAAAGAUGGCAGCGAGGGCGCUGCAACACCUUCGGCAAAUCAAGACAAAAGUGCAGUCCGUCCCUGGCGGGGUGGAUUGAGAAGAACCGGGGACUUUACCCAUGAGGCUAUUCUUGUGAGAAGGUCUUCUCAUGAACGCAAUUCGACAAGCAGAGACACGUCCCGCUCCAGAUCCGAGGGUGUAAGUUCUCACCUUUCUGGGAAAUGGCUCCUUCGUGAUCAACCUCGCAGUCGAGAAGUCAGCGGGGGUGGACGUGCAAUGUCUGGCAUUAUUGGGGCGCCUGGAAGCACAACUGCCAAGGGCGUGACGGAGGGCCUGGGAGUAGACACUAGAAGGUGGGUUGAGGCGUUGAUUCGAUUGAGUGUUUGA
Molecule: messenger RNA, 2973 nt
Organism: Fonsecaea erecta
Lineage: Eukaryota; Fungi; Ascomycota; Eurotiomycetes; Chaetothyriales; Herpotrichiellaceae
Exons: 2
Coding region: 1-2973 (990 amino acids)
Biological process (GO): vesicle-mediated transport
Cellular component (GO): Mon1-Ccz1 complex; intracellular membrane-bounded organelle
Source: RefSeq, a predicted model, not a curated record